Messenger RNA from Gadus macrocephalus (Pacific cod), 1126 nucleotides. Its product is annotated as tetraspanin-8-like. Gene Ontology annotation, cellular component: membrane. The transcript has a single exon. The record is from RefSeq and is a predicted model, not a curated record. The coding region runs from base 251 to 952 and encodes 233 amino acids. NCBI's taxonomy places the organism in Eukaryota, Metazoa, Chordata, Actinopteri, Gadiformes, Gadidae.
GCUGGGACGUCCCAUCACAGCAGCCCCCAUUCCAUUGUUAUGCCAAAGACACGCCCACCAAGACUGUCCUCAAAGUGGGGAGUGGUGGUGGGGGAAACUUUGAUUGGUCAUCCCGGGAAGAAAAGGGCGGCAAAGUUAACCAACCAAUCCAAGCAGUCUCCUGACACACAAAAACAACAACGUCUGCUAGCUCCAGGCCAUUCCUUUGCCUGAUCCGCCUCGAGCCGUAUCCCGAGGCGUCUCCGCGACGAUGGCGGUCAACAAAAUGCUCAAGUGCCUCCUCCUCACGCUCAACUUCCUGUUCUUCAUCUGCGGCGCCGUGGUCCUGGGGGUCUCGGCCCACGCCAGCUCCAACCGGACGGAGUACCAGAUCACCGACGAGCUCCUGCCGGCCGUCCACCUCAUGGUCGGGGUGGGCGCCAUCACCCUGGUGGUCGGCUUCCUGGGCUGCUGCGGCGCCGCCGCCGAGAGCCGCUGCCUGCUCGCGCUCUUCUUCCUGGGCCUCCUGGCCAUGCUCCUCAUGCUGCUGGCCGUAGGGGUGCUGGGGGCCAUGGCUCGCACGGACACGGCCCAGGACCUGGUCAGGGCCCAAUUCGAGAAGCUGGGGCCACUGGCCGAGGCGCCCACGGAGGUGCAGGAGUCCUUCCAGAGCGUGGAGAGGGCGGGGCAGUGCUGCGGCUUCUUCAAGGGCCACGAGGACUGGAGCAACAGCUCCCUCGAGGUGCCCGACUCCUGCAACUGCACGGACACGUCGAAGAACUGCACGGCGCUGCUGGACGGGCGGGACGUGUUCGCCACGCCGUGCCUGCCCUACCUCCUCACGUGGCUGGACCGCGUCUCGGGCGCGCUCAUGGGCGUGGCCUUCGCCCUCGCCGCCGUCAUGGUCAUCGGCAUGGCCUUCUCCUUGGCGUUGAUGUGUCAGGUCUCAGUCGGGAACAAGAGUAUUAUCUAGUCAUGGGACGUAUACCGUGCCAAUCUUGACGGUGUUGUUGUUCAUGGAGAAAUGUAGAGGAAAUACUUAUUUUUGAGAGUUGUUUGAUGGCUUUUAGUUUCACUUCCUUGUUUGUUAAUAGUGGUGUUGUGGGGAGAGAAUAUAUCAAUGACUUAUUACACAUUUUUGAGUAAA